AUGGAUGAUGCCAAGGAGCACCUGGGGGGCCUGGCCCGCCUUCAGGGAGGCGGGCUGGACCUGCAGGAGGAGCUGCAAGCUGAUGGACCUGGAGUCGGCAGUAAAGAGGCAGCAGUGCAGCCUGCAGCCGAUGCCCGGGACUUUGCCGAUGAAGCGGAGCUGAUUGAGGAUGCAGAGCAGCAGGCAGCGAUGGCUGAUGUGGCCGCCGCCAUGCACCAGCAUCAGCUGGGGCUGGUGUCAGCGGCACUGCAGGCAGGAGCAGCAGCCGAGGAUGAGAACUAUGAUUUUGACGAAGAGGAGCCGCGAGUUCGCCGGCAGGCAGCAGAGCUUGCGCGGGAGGAGCAGACUGAGGUGGGCCCUGGCGACGAGGAGGCCCUGCUGCAGGCUGCUGACAUCGAGGUCCCUGCAGGAGAAGAGGCGGAGCAGGAUGACCAGGAGCUGCCGCUGCCUCUUCUGGUCAAUCCAACGCCCAAGCUGGCACCCCAGGGCUCGACGUCCCAUUCCCUGUGCUGCUGCAACAGCAGCAUGAAGCGCAGCAGCCACAUUGGGGCCAGCGAGAUCCAGGCAUGA
Messenger RNA from Chlorella variabilis, 570 nucleotides. RefSeq lists its product as hypothetical. The coding region runs from base 1 to 570 and encodes 189 amino acids. The record is from RefSeq and is a predicted model, not a curated record. The transcript is spliced from 6 exons. Lineage: Eukaryota; Viridiplantae; Chlorophyta; Trebouxiophyceae; Chlorellales; Chlorellaceae.